Phytophthora nicotianae INRA-310 is the source of this 1212-nucleotide messenger RNA. RefSeq lists its product as hypothetical. The transcript is spliced from 2 exons. The record is from RefSeq and is a predicted model, not a curated record. Bases 437 to 703 code for a protein of 88 amino acids. NCBI's taxonomy places the organism in Eukaryota, Oomycota, Peronosporomycetes, Peronosporales, Peronosporaceae.
AGUCCUCUUGCUGCAUCAACCAAAUCGACAUACUGUCAGACUCGUCCAAGCUCCUAAUAUUUGCACUCUACGUCUUACCUGGUCCCGUGAUAACUGGUUGAGCAGUCGCUCACGCCGCUCGAUCUCCUCCUUUGUCCUAUCGGUAGCCGUUCCUGUCAGAGACCUCACACACUAAUAGCAUCAGCAACAGUACCAUACACUGAGCUGGAGGAUCGCUUGAGUUGGUCGAAGUCCCGUUUGAGCCGUGAAACGCUCUGCUGCAGCGCAAAGACGCUAGUGCCGAUAGCACCCGAGUUGCCCGUACGGAUCUUGCUGGACAGCACUUGUUCCUGCCCGCGUGCACUCUCUAGCCUGUCCAACCACGAGGCCCAUGCCUUCGCGCUCAUGAGCGGACCACAAGUGGAGAAACAGGCAAGGCAACAAGACCCAGAUCACCAUGAGCCAGCGGGAGUUCGAGCGCAAGAUGGAGGAGCACAUCGAGGAGAUGCGUGUGACGCAGACCAUCGCGUACUUCAGUCGCACGGUGGAGCUGUGUUUCACGGACUGCGUCCAUGCCUUCCGCAGCAAGAAGUUGGAUGACAAGGAGACGUCCUGUGUCAACAACUGUGCCGAAAAGUUCCUCCGCCACACCAUGCGCUCUUCCGUGCGUCUACAGGAGAGCUACGCCGAGAUCAUGCAGCAACAGCAGGAGCACCAGAAAUAGAUGGCGUCAAUACUCGAAGCUUCGAGUCAAGACACAGUGGCCAACAGAGGGCAGACAAUAAUGAAUACCCGAUCUAGACGAUCGUUGUGGUGCUUCAGGCCCGUCCUUGUAUUGAUCUUUGGUCUUGUGGGCAACAUCUUCUGCGCAGUUACUUUGAAUGACGCUCAUUAGAGCUACUAGCAACAGAUAAGGCAAACUCCCUUAGACGCUGAGAGGACUGUGGAAAUUGCUUGGAAAUAUUACUGGGAUGUAUGUAGCGAAGCUAACGUUAGAUACAGGGAGGCCCAACGCGGAUUUUCCUGGCUUGAAGAGCUGUAUGGACAGCCUCACACAGAUUAAUUCGUUCCAAUAAAGUUGCCUGUAGCACAAGUAACUUCUAGAUCACAUCACGACAGAUACACAACCAGCGACUACGUUCACACAAACUACGUAUCUUCUCCAAAGUUCGUUGCCUUAAAAGCGUUCCUACAAACCAUUCCCCAACAGACAUCGUGUGCGUCUAAAGGAGA